UCUAAGGAACUGGACCUUGAAAUGAUGACAAAAGUGCCUCUAGCCUCACGAUCGCGAACUCCGACGCUUGAAACUCCAGUGAUAUCGUGAUGGCUUCCGUAAACGUGGCGGUGAUUGAGGUCUUCGUCAUCCUUGGCCAAUGCCUGCUUCUAGUCUUCCCUCAGUCUGCACCCAGCCAGAAGAACGGAAUUUGUAACGUGAGGGGUAGUAAACUCCUAUGCCUAAACGUGACGCAUCUUCCGAAGCAUUUGCCAAAGAACAUUGACUACAUCCACGUGAUUGACUCAAAUCUUGACCGUCUGGAGCAGGAAGACCUGAAUUCGGCCUCAGUGGAAACUUUGAAGUUUGAGCGAAAUGUGAUCGGGGAGCUGACAGAGGGAGCGUUCCGACUCCUCCCUAACCUCAAGUCCCUUCACAUGUCUGAUAACCGCAUCCACGCCAAUCUUACUUGGUGCCUGUUCUUUGACCUUGACAACCUCACCAGCCUCGACUUGGAGGGCAAUCGGUUCAACGCGGAAUCUUUUUCCAAUUUACUGACACUCAAGAAAACCGCAGCUCCCAUGCAAUACUCCAAAGAUUUCUGUAGGUGCGAAACGACUGCAGAUGAACGCAAUUCCUCGUGCAGUGAGGAACUGACAGUCCUUCCAAAACUGCAAUUUCUAAGACUGAGCUGCAAUCCAUUCAUCAUCCUGCCAAGUGACAUAUUUUUACCUCUUGGACAAAGUCCGGUCGUAUCGCUUUCCCUAAGAACGUGUCAGUUGCUCUACAUUGAUAACGACACAUGGGCUCCUCUACAACACUUCCAAAAAGUAUUCUUGAAGAACAACAAGGAGUCAAAGAUAGAUGAACUGGCUCGAAAUAUCGCCAAUAUGAACCUAAGGACCAACAUAUCUCUGGAUCUGUCCCUGAACUCGCUGCAGGAGGUACCGAUGGCCGAGCUGGCGCCAUUGAACUCCACGCUGGUAGAGCUCAUCCUCACCGGCAACAACUUCAGCAUCAUUCGGAGGAGUGCCUUCCCUCAACUGCAUGCUUUAGUAUAUCUGAACCUUGCGACGUGCGGGAUCGGGACAAUCGAAGAAGGCGCCCUUGCUACCCUCCCCAACCUCAAGUACCUCGACCUCUCGCAAAAUCGACUCAUAAAGGUGCACCAGGCGGUCAUGCUGCCAACCCUUAUCUUCCUGAGACUGGACAGGAAUCCGUACGACGAAUCAUCUUGUAGAUGGCAGCGACUCCACGGCGACGGAAACGACGAAAACGACUACGACUACGACGAUGACUUCUUCGUUCCAAUUUUUGAGAAGAUGAACCGACUACGCUCGCUCUCUUUCUCAUGGACCCACAUCAAAACGCGGGAAAUUACCAAAAAUAUGUUUGCCGGUCUGAAGGAGCUGAGGAAAAUGGAACUCAACAAGUGCCACUUGAGGUCGAUCGAAGCCAGAGCCUUCUCCGCCCUGCAAUACCUACAGCAUCUCGACCUGUCCGGCAAUCAACUAGAGAUAGACAACGACGAGGUUUUCUCGAGGCUCACCUCCCUGUCCUCCCUCCUCCUUCACGACAACCGGAUUAGCUUCAAAGGUGCCAAGUCGCCCUUCAAGACCUUGGGAAGUCUUCUGCACCUGCAAUUGAAUAAGAACUUCAUCACCCACUUGACCAAGGAUUUAUUUUUGGGGUUGGAGAACUUGGAGACUUUGAUCCUGAGAGACAACAAUAUUCGAUAUUGGAAUUGGCCGGUUCUUGGAGCCACAAGGAAUCUGUAUUCCCUGAGAUUGAGCCGAAAUGAAUUGAUGGAAGUCACCGAGGCCAUGCUGACCGACUUUGCCAUUUUAAGGAAGUUGGAUAUCUCCGAAAACCCUUUCAAGUGUAACUGUGAACUACAUAAUUUCUACAGGUAA
This is a messenger RNA of Darwinula stevensoni, 1892 nucleotides long. NCBI's taxonomy places the organism in Eukaryota, Metazoa, Arthropoda, Ostracoda, Podocopida, Darwinulidae. The record is from the annotation of a GenBank genome assembly.